Messenger RNA from Dioscorea cayenensis subsp. rotundata (Guinea yam), 1302 nucleotides. RefSeq lists its product as uncharacterized. Lineage: Eukaryota; Viridiplantae; Streptophyta; Magnoliopsida; Dioscoreales; Dioscoreaceae. The transcript is spliced from 7 exons. Bases 1 to 507 code for a protein of 168 amino acids. The record is from RefSeq and is a predicted model, not a curated record.
AUGUGGCAGAUCGAAUCCUUUUGGGAGAAAUCUUUGAUUCCACUGGUGAAGAUACAUGAAACCCUUGAUCGUAGCCAAACUGUCGAGCGAACCUAUGGGGAUUGUACUGCUGACCAUGAAGGAAAAUCGGAUUCGGAUCUCGUAUUGGAACGGAUCUUUGAUCAAUCCGACCCGUUAGUCCCAUCAAAUACCUCUCUCGUUCGCUCUCCCGGCAUUGGAAACAUCUUCUUCUUCUUCUUCUUCUUCUUCAUCGUCGAUGCCAAACUAGCUCGAAGCUCAAGCUGCCCCAAGGUUGCUCCAAGGUCGCUGGCCCUCCCGAAGAUCUUGACAGCAAGAAGGACCUGGAGGGGGAAUGGAUUUGCCUGGUGGAUUGGAUGCUUCUGGAGGAAGGGAAAGAUGCAGAAUAAAAGGCUUAAGGAUGUGGAAAUUAGCUUUCCAAUUGUUUAUGGCACUAUAUCCUUUUGGCUUGGUAAAAAAGCAAGCGAGAGGCGACAAGUGAGGAUUUGAGUGUAAUCAUAAAGCGCUUUGUGUUUCAACUACAUCCUAGUUUUAAUAAUCCAACUAGCGCAGUUGAAUCAGCACCUUUUGAAGUGUCAGAGUCUGGUUGGGGAGAAUUUGAGAUUGCCAUUAGUCUCUUUUUUCACAAUGAUGUUUGUGACAAGCAAUUGGACCUGUAAGUUUAUUCCAAAUUUGUGUUAAACAGCCUUAUGCCUUAUGCUGUUUUUGUUUCCUUCUUGUUCUUCCUUGCACGCGAUUGUACUUGUCAAACAGCCUUAUGCCUGUUGUUGUUGAAACAUAUGAUGAAAUAGUUUUUUCCAAGCCUUCAGACGCUUUUUUUGUCUGCGUCCAAAACCGUCCUGCUGCUGGUUUAAACCUGCCACCCACAGUACGUACCUUCUGAAGUUAUGAAUGAGAAGAAGAUAUGCGACACCAAGGAUCAUCCACUGAGUCAGUGGUUCAUGAAUUUCUCAGAAGCUGAUGAGCUACAAAAGCUUGCUGCGGCUCGUCAACAGGUAAAGGCUGAUUCUCCUUUUCCUUGAUCUAUCCAGACAAGCAUAUUGGUCAGUCAAAUGCAUCAAAUGCACUGUGUAGUGAAUUCCUUCCUUGCUAUGACUUGGCCAAUCAACACUGGGAAUUCCUCCCUUGCUAUAAUGUCCCCAAUCAACACUGGCAUGAUGGCUUUCAUAUCAUGACAUGGAUAUUUAUGUAACAGCUAUAUUAAAACUAAGAUUUAUGGCUCAACAAUUUGUUGUUUGUAAAACAAUCUUUCCUUGUUAAUGUUUUUUUUCCUUUAUUGGUUUA